This is a messenger RNA of Rhodotorula graminis WP1, 2286 nucleotides long. RefSeq lists its product as uncharacterized. The record is from RefSeq and is a predicted model, not a curated record. The transcript has 3 exons. NCBI's taxonomy places the organism in Eukaryota, Fungi, Basidiomycota, Microbotryomycetes, Sporidiobolales, Sporidiobolaceae. The annotation marks the transcript as partial.
AUGUCGCCCUCGCCAGGCAACGUCGCCCUCGCCUCGCCUGCGCCUCCACCCCACUCGACGUCGACCCGCCGCCUCGUCCCGAGCGAGCGCCCAGCAGCAGCAGCACACUCGACACUCGACGACGUCGUCGUUGUCGGCGAGGACGGCCACGACGACGAGCUCGUCCUCCACGCGGCGCAGCCGCCGACCUGGGUCCAGCAGGGCCGAGUCGGCGGGGCAGGAGUCGGCGGCCGCCGCAGGUCCUCGUCGCUCGCCCAGCCGCCGCAGUUCAACGGCGGCAUCAAGCGCACGAGCUCCGACUGGCGCGAGGAGCGCGACCCUGCCCUGCGGCGACGAGGCGUCGACGUCUCGACUUCGACCUCGAGCGCCGACACCGGCGGCGAGGACGAGGGGCGCGACGAGCUGAGUGGGCUCGGGGGCGCGACACGCUCGAGGACCCGCACGAGCUCGUUCACGAGCGGCGCCCGUCGUCGCGACCUGCCGCCGUCGUCCCUGUCGGCGAGCCGCAGCACGGCCGGCGGCGGCGGGCUCGACCACCCGCACGCGCACUUUGCCGUCGAGCCCGCCUCGUUCAGCCGUCCGCCGUCGACCAUCAACGUGCCGUCUCGUCCCGAGACCGCCUCGCGGCCGUCGAGCGCCUCGACGGAGCGCCUCUCGAGCAGGUCGCGCACCGGGUCGGGCUUCCUCAGCGCCGCCGGGACCGAGCCGGCCGCGUACGACGACACGUUCGCCGCUCGAGACGUCAAGGGCAAGGGCAAGGCGCGCGAGCCUCGACAAGAUCCGGCGCCGUUCGACUCGUCCGCCCCGCCCUCGCCGCCGACCAACGACCCGCUCGACCCGCUCUUUGCGCUGUCGCAGUCGCCGUCGCACGGCAGCUUUGCGCCGUUCGGGGCCUCGCCCUCGUUCGCGUCGUCGCUGUACUCGGCGGGCCGGGCAGGCGCAGGCGUCGUCCGCCCUCAAGGCCCUCCUCCUCCGGCGCUACGACCGCCCGAUCCCUUCUCGUCCCCCACGCCCCUGCCGCCACCUCCUCCUGUGCCCCACAGCGGCGACCGCCAUCGCUACCCGCCGUCGUACCCGUCGACCGAGUCGCUCGCCUCGUCCGCCGCACCUUCCUCCUCCGCCGCGUCCUUCCCCUCGGCGUCGACCUCGAGCGCCCGUCAAGCGCACCAGCCCUCGCUCCAGCAGCUCCUCCAGACGGUCGACCUCGGCGCCGCGCUCAAGCUCGUCCAGACGCUGCAAACCCAGCAGGCGCAGCAGGCUCGCCUCGCCACCAUCGGCGCCGGCACGGCGGCAAACUCGGCGGUCCCGGCCGCCAACGCGACCGUCGAGCCCGUCUCGCCUCUCGGCGCCGGCGCGCGAGGGAGCGCGGGCGGCGGGGCCGUCGGCGGGCUGGCGGGCAGCGCCACCGUCAUCGACUUUGCCGACCUCGCCUCGUCGCCGUCCCCUCGCACGCCCACCGCCUUCGCGUCCUCGCCGCUCGGCCCUCGCUCGAACGACGCGCCGCCGUCGCCGGCCAUGAGCGAGGGCAGCAAGCCGGCGCCCGCGUCUCGACGCACGAGCCUCAUCAGCGGGCUCCAGCGUCGGCUCCGGUCGGGCUCGUCGAUGGGCCUCGCCGACCUCGGCGGCGGCGAGGAGCAGGCGCAGGGGCAGGCGCAGGGGCAGGCGGCACCGCGGUUGACUGAGCGGCAGAAGGAGAAGAGGGCGGCGCAGCUCGCCGACGAGGACGACCUCGCGAGGACGCUUGACGACCAGAUCUCGCGCGUCUACCUCACCCUCUCGCCGGCCACGCUCCGCCGCGCCCAAAACUGCGCCCGGUACCUCUCCCUGCGCUACACCCCUCUCUUUGCCGCCCUCUCCGCGCCCGACGACUCGAUCCCUCUCCCGAACCCGCUCAGCGUCGCACGGUGGCGCGUCGAGCGCGACGAGGCCGAGAAGCGGAGCGAGCGGCAGCAGGCGUCGGCGGGCCGGAACGGCGGCGGCGGCGGCGGCGGCGGCGGCGGCGCCAGCAGCGUGCGCUCGGGCGCCAAGCCGAGCCCGUACGGCCCGCGCCGCAACAAGUCGCCCAAGGUGUGGGAGCUGUACCCGGACGACAUCUCGGACUACGUCGCCAUGGGCGGCAAGGCGACGAUGGCCGAGGCGGCCCUUGCGCUCGAGGGCGCCGCACGCGCAGCAGCCGGCGCCAACUCUGCCGACCCCUCAUCGCCCGACUUGUUGCUCGUCGAGCUAGGGCUCGCCGCCGCCGCCGACGACGAUGCGCAGGCGCGCUCGUCCCUGUUCGAGGGCGAG